AUGAACCGAGAUAAAACAGUAUACGUGUUGAUAUUUUUAUGGCCACGAAAAACGGAAAAAAUUAAUAAUCCUGAAAAUAAAGUAAUAACUCCUGAACAAUUGAAUAGCUUGUUGGAGGAAGAUGAUACACUUAUUGAGUUACAAGAAGGAAUAGCGUCUGGAAGACAAAAAUUAGAAGAUCUGACGAACGAUAUACGUGUAAAAGAAGAACAACUAAGGACUCUGAAAUCCAAAAUAGUGGAAAAAAACUAUGAACUAAAGGAAAAAAAUGAUGAAUGCACUCGCCUGGCCAAUCUUAUAUCAGAAAAGAAACAAACGGGUAAGCCGGUGGAUGUACAAAUGGAGGAAAAAAUGGAAGAAUGUACUCGUCUUGACGGUCAAAUUUUAGAGAAAACCAAAAUCAAUGACGAUCUCGAUUUCCAAAUUAAAACCAAAGCUGAGAAACGUAAUCUCGUUGACCGUGAAAUAACCGUGAAAAACCAAAAAAACAAAGAUCGGGAUUCUGAAAUGAACGAAAAAUCUCAAGAAAUCGGUCGCCUAGGAAAACUUAUAACGGAAAAAAUACAAACAACUCAAAUAAAAGACAUACAGAUAAAGGAGAAAGAUGAUGAUUAUUGA
Messenger RNA from Cotesia congregata, 618 nucleotides. The record is from the annotation of a GenBank genome assembly. NCBI's taxonomy places the organism in Eukaryota, Metazoa, Arthropoda, Insecta, Hymenoptera, Braconidae.